AUGAGCCUUAUUGCAACGUGUACCGUCUGCCAAAGUAAUCUAUCGUGUGAUCGUUCAAACACCGCCAUAUUGAUACAACACCUUCAAAGUAUGCACCGUUCCGAGGCAACAAUUGUGGAGCUGGCCGAAAAAUCUACCCAAACAACGCCUUCGGAUUUGAAGCCAAGUAGAAACUCGCGAUCCACAGCGGCGAAAAAGACGAGCUCUGUCAAACGGAAACAUUCUUCUAAUUCUUCCGGAAGGAAGCCAACGGUCAGCAGAGCAGAAAUUAGCUACAAAACUACAGUUGCUGAAUGGCGCCCGGCAGAGCUCAGGGUAAAAUGUCCCCAGUGCGGCGGACGGUAUUUUCCGACCGUUCGUUUUGUUACCAGCCGUAUUUCAAGGAGUGCUAUUGGCGCCUACUGUUUGUUAUGCUGUUGGCCAUUAUGCUUUCUGUCGUGCAUUUUCAACAGACCCACUAAACAGCAUCUCCAUUGCUCGAACUGCAAUGCAUUUCUCGGAUUGUACGAGGAUUACAUGGGUAAAAAGUCCCGUUCGAAAUCUCGAGGACGAAGCACGGCAGAAGCGAAUCGGUUCCAUCAACCGAUUCAACCGUAA
Anopheles cruzii is the source of this 597-nucleotide messenger RNA. RefSeq lists its product as uncharacterized. The transcript has 2 exons. Lineage: Eukaryota; Metazoa; Arthropoda; Insecta; Diptera; Culicidae. The record is from RefSeq and is a predicted model, not a curated record. The coding region runs from base 1 to 597 and encodes 198 amino acids.